Molecule: messenger RNA, 1612 nt
Organism: Drosophila obscura
Lineage: Eukaryota; Metazoa; Arthropoda; Insecta; Diptera; Drosophilidae
Exons: 1
Coding region: 575-1612 (345 amino acids)
Source: RefSeq, a predicted model, not a curated record
GACCGUGAGCACAAAAUAUGCACUUCCACCACUAGCUGCAACUGCAGUAAACGCGCUAGUGUAUUGUAUUUCUAUUGUAGUGGGGAGGAAUUUGUACUUUUAUUACGUCUUUACGCGUGAAAUCAGCAACCCAACGGAACGAAAAGGCUAUUUUAUGGUUAUAAAACUUCAAAAGUCUAUGCAGAAGCAAAUUCGAACAUAUUCCAAAUACGGGGUUGAAAAAAGAAACAAAACUCCCCGCUCGCCUUUCACGCCUAUGUAUUCGACAACAGAAUCAGCGCCACCUGGCGGCCAAACGGCGCAGUGUGUGAAUGUAAAUAAAAUCUCACGCCACUCAAAAAUUCGUUAACAAAAACAAUAGAAUAGGAACAACAAAAGCAAAGCAAUAAAUUAUAACAAAUUCAAAGACAACCAAAUUUAGAUAACUCGUAUAUAUGCAAGCAGAGAUAGAGACCGCGAGUGCCAGGGCGAACGACAAUCCCCGCAGCCGAGGAAAACGAAGACAAAGACGGCAACAGCAACAGCAACGGCAACGGAUGCAGAGACGGACGAGAGCCGGCGGAGAAGGAAGGCCAUGGAUGACUACGACAUCGAUAUCGAUCUAAAUUUCGUGCAACUGAGCCGCCAGCAACUGCUGCAGCGCUACAGCAGUGCCGUGCGCCAGCUGCGUCGCCUGGCCGAGGCCCACCGCGAGGUGCGACCCCUGUCCUUCGACAGUUACGUGCUGUUCCAGUACUUUCAUCAGCGCAACUGGCGACAGCGAAAUGUCGGCGGGGGCGGCGGCGGAGGCGCUGUCAGUGCAACGUUGGUACCGCCGCCGCAACUGAUGGCCUACCUCAAGCUGGAGGUGCUGCACCAUUUGCUGGACCGCCGGCGCCAGAUCCUCUGCUGGCUCUUCUACCUUACGCUCGUGUCGCUGUGCGUGGCCGCGUACCGCUACGAGGCAUCGGGCGGUGGCAGCGAGCGCGUUGUCCAGUCGACGGUGUAUCCCGGGAUGCGGAUGUGGCGGCGCAUGACCAUGCCGCUGAUCCAGCGCUUUCCUCGGCUCACCGAGCUCUACGACGAGUCCUGUCUGAUGGGCAAUCCCUUUUUCCAGAUGGAGGACCUCAGCUGCGGCCCCUGCGCCAAUGUGGAGAGCGUCUGGUUUGAGAGCGAUGAGUGCGCCCAGCUGCAUGCCACCGUCAGUGGCAGUGUCAGCGGCAGCGACAGCGACAGAGACAGUGACAACGGCUUGUCCCUGCUUCAGAAGUGCCGCCAGACGAUAGCCGAGGGGGACAGUGUGCCGUUUGCGUUCAAGAGCCAGCAGGAUGCCAUGGAUCUGAGCGACUUCUACAACAUCUAUGCCAGCAACCACGUGAUCUUCCAGCGCGAUGCUUACCGGGUGCACUCCACCAACCAGGGUGUCCACAAUCUCGAGGAUCUCUUCGGCCAGUUCAACAGCAGCAACAGUGGCAGUGGCAGCAGCGACAUGAACACAAAAGCCGAUCCACCCCCCCCUCCAGAGCCGAUCUCUGCUCGUCCUCCCAUUUCCGAGUCCCUCUCUCCGGCUCGUUGGGUACUGCUAGAGGGGUGCUGCUCCACAUCCCAGCGCCAUACACAUUUAAAUGCAUAA